UGUAUUCACAUUCAGAGACACUCCUCCUCUUCACAGAUAUAAAAGCAGGAGGUAAACAGAUCCAUGGGCAGAGCUGCAGCACGGCAAUGGAGAAUCCACAAAGAGGGACAUAUGACAAAUUAUCAUUUAUACCAACGUUUUCUGAUGUUUGUUCUCGCUAUAAAAACUUUGGACAAGGUAGAGAUGGAUCUAACCGAGUGGUUCUACUUUGUCUGAGUCUGUUGAACGUUGUUCUGCUGAUAGCUGCUGUUGUUAUCGGGAUUAACUGUGCCAAAGUCAGAGAGGGCUCUCUCCAGGUUUCCCACUGCGCUGCAACACAGCUCAUCAAUGAGCUCAACUAUAACCACAGCGAUGUGAUCAAGGCCGAAGAGGAGGCCAAGAACGCGUUACAGAGAGCGCUCACAAACCAUGCACAGAUAAAGGUGAACAUUGAGCAGCAGAAGACCAUCAAUGACAAUUAUCAGAGACAGAUGCAGGCACUGCAAACACAGAAGACAAAUCUGCAGUCCAAUAUUUCGGCUUUGGGAACCUGUGGCAGAUGCCUCUCCGGAUGGUUACUUCACAACUCAUCCUGCUAUUUCUUUUCUUUCACUGAGUCCUCCACUGUAAAAAAGAGCUGGCCAGAUAGCAGAGCAGACUGUAUCCGUCGUGGAGCCGACCUGAUUGUGAUUGAUAACCUGGAUGAGCAGAAAUUUGCGAGCGGCACCAUUGAAAACAUGAAAAGUAGCCGUGAUAAUUGGUGGGAGAACGGAUUCUGGAUUGGUCUCACUGACACAGAGAUAGAGGGGAAAUGGGUCUGGAUUAAUAAUGUCACCGAGGUAGAACAAAGGUACUGGAUUGAUGGAGAACCAAAUGACCUUGGACACCUGGGAGAAGACUGUGGGGUUAUCGUGUAUACCUCAGAUAAUCCCUGGAAAACCCGUUUUGAUGCCAUUUGCCUGCAGAGAUACAAGCAUUGGAUAUGUGAAAUGACAUCAAGCUAGAAUCAGGAAGUUCUGAUGAGAAAACGAAAGCAUAUUUGGAAAGGUCUUGAAUAAAAUACAUUUAAGAUGUG
Molecule: messenger RNA, 1054 nt
Organism: Cottoperca gobio
Lineage: Eukaryota; Metazoa; Chordata; Actinopteri; Perciformes; Bovichtidae
Product: C-type lectin domain family 4 member E-like
Exons: 6
Coding region: 87-983 (298 amino acids)
Source: RefSeq, a predicted model, not a curated record